GAUGGGUCUUCUAUGUGCGCUCGGUUCGUCGCUGGCCCAGACCUUGCUGAACAUCACCUCCAAGGAACGGAUUGAGUCACUCAAGCUCUCCGGCAUGGAGGCCUUUACUGUCAUGGCGACCAUCUGCGCGGGGCUGUCAGUGCCGUUGUUGUGGCUCUCGUACUCGCAGGACACCGGGAAUGGUAUCCUGUCGGCGGUACUCAGCCCAACCGACGGCAUGCCUCUGCUCGCGCUGCAGAUAGUGAGCAUGGCGGCUUUCGCGUAUCACGUCGAAUACACUCUGAACUUCCUUUUUGUCGCACUGUGCACCCCUUUGGCAUUCAGUGUCACUGACAUUGUCCGCCGGUUGGGAACCAUAUGUUGUGGCGCGAUCCUCUUUAGCAAACCGAUGACUAUGUUAAAUGUGCUUGGUGUUGUGGUUUCGCUCACCGGUGUUGCAGCAUACACCACUGUCUCAAAGCGAGCGGCUGCGCGUGCACGCGGCGAGUCAAAGGAGUGGGCUGCGCAAUACUCGGCGCUGCGAGACGGCAGCAGCGAGGACAGAGAGAAGCAGCCGGACUUGAACAGGAUGGGCGACAGCUCGAUCAGCCUGGGCUUCUCCUUCUCCUCCCUGUCCACGCCGAAAAGCAGCACCGACAACCUCCAAAUUGGAAAGAAUGUCCUGCAGGCAAUGCAGCUUCGCCGACAAUUGUCAGUGCCUGUGCCAACUUGCACACUUCGAUGGCAGGACCUGGAGGUGGCAUACCGCACAGCUCAUGGCAGGCGGAUCACCUUGCACAAGCAGUCUGGCUCCGUGCAAGGUGGGAACAUGCUGGCCAUAAUGGGAGCAUCGGGUGCGGGGAAGAGCACUCUGUUGGACACGCUGACCAUGCGGAAGACACUGGGAGAUGUCUCCGGACGCGUCUUUAUGAAUGGACGCGAACAAGAUGAAGGCUUUUUCUUUGCGUCCGCUUACGUGGCGCAGGAGGACAACCUGAUCCCCACGAACACAGUGCGGGAGACGGUGGAGUUCUAUGCUGAGCUUACCAUGCCCAGGUACACACCACCAGUCAUGCGCAAACGAGCCAUCUCGGAGCGACUCCAGGCUGUUGGCCUCGCGGACAAGGAGGCGAAAUUCGUCGGGGGCAAGCUGCCUGGCGGAUUCUCCAUCCGCGGACUGUCUGGUGGUGAGCGACGGCGGCUCAAUAUUGCAGCAGGCGUCGUCCACUCGCCUCCACUGGUUUUCCUAGAUGAGCCGACGAGUGGGUUGGAUGCCUUCUCCGCCUUGUGCGUGAUGGAAAGCAUCCGCGCUCUCACCCGAGCCGGGCACGCUGUAGCGUGCACCAUCCACCAGCCUAGGCAGGCCAUCGUAGACAUGUUCGACAAGGUCUUGUUCCUGGCUUGCGGACAUCUCGUCUACAACGGACCCCCGAGCGGCCUCAAGAAGUGGCUAACCGAGUCGAACCUUUGGGAUCCAGAAAGGGCGAUGACCACGUCCAUUACAGACAUGGUCCUGGACUGUAUCACGGUGGGCUUCGAGAAGAGUGAAUCGAUUUAUGGGUCUCGGACUUUGAGGGACCAGGAGGAUGUUGAGCGACUGGCUGAAGCCUACCUCAACUCGAUUUCUGGCCGAGCCAUCACCCCAGAUGCUACCCCGAAGAGCUUCGUGGUGUUGAAUUCUCGACCUGGGGUCCUACACCAGUACUGGACUCUCCAGCGACAACAGCUACGGAGCUCCCUACGGAGUCCUGGGACCCUGGCAGCACGAAUUGGCCUCCACUUCCUCAUCGGAUUGUUGAUGGGCUCUGUUUAUUUUCAGAUGAACCGAAGCUAUAUCCAGCCUCCAGAUGGGAUUUGGCUGCUGCUCCCACUGCCGCUUCAGCGACACUCGAGCAUGCCUGAAGACCGUGUGGGGGUGUUGUUCCUCCUAGCUCUGGCACAGACAGUGACUCCAAACUGCGCCAUGCCUUUCUUUAUAGAUGACCGCCAGUAUUACACCAAAGAGGCUGCUGCGCGCUUGUACGGAGCAUUGCCGUAUCAUCUGGCAAACGUCGUGAGCGAGGCCGUGGUCUGUGCUGUUAAUGGCGUGCUCGCCUCGGGAAUCGCCACUUUGAUGGCAGGACUACCUUUGAGUGGCAACUGGUACUCCACCAUGUCUUUCCUCGUCUCGCACCACAUGUGUGCGUCUGCAUUGGUGCAGAUGUGUGCUCGGCUGGCUCCCAACCAGGAUGUUGCGUUUGUCCUAAGUGCUGGCUACAUCAUCGUCUGCAUGCUUUUUGCCAACGUCGUGGUAAAGGUUGCUACAGUCACGCCACUGCUGGCCUGGAUGCGUUGGUGCACUUUCCUGUACUUCUCAAUGGCAGGGCUCAUCGAAGCUGAGUUCGCUGGUACGAAAGAGCAGGACUUUCCAGCAGGAGACCGUGUUGUCGACACCUUCCGCAUUCGCUGGGGCGAUGGAGAAGACGCCCACAUCCUGAGUGAGGGAGACUGCUUCAAGUGCUUGUGGUGCUUCUACUUGUUCUUCUCCAUGGUUGGUUUUUUCGCGUUGAAAUUUGGAAGCAAGUCUCAAAUAUGA
This is a messenger RNA of Symbiodinium necroappetens, 2554 nucleotides long. The record is from the annotation of a GenBank genome assembly. NCBI's taxonomy places the organism in Eukaryota, Dinophyceae, Suessiales, Symbiodiniaceae.